AUGAGGAAAUCAAACAGAGUCAAUAAUGGUACCGUUUUUGACCACCUACACAAGGAAGAGAAGAUCAACUUAUCAUGGAAAACUCGUCUACAGAUAGCAACAGAGGCAGCUAGAGCUCUAGAUUAUUUGCACUCAGGUUCCACAAUACCAAUUAUCCACUCAAAGGUCUCAAGUGGCAAUAUUCUCCUUGAUGACACUUAUACUCCCAAAUUAUUGUUUGAUUUUAGGAAUCUAAGUUUGAGUUCGAUGCAUGAAAUUGGAUUAGAUCUUUAUUAUUUGGACCCAGAGUAUAUUCACACAGGCCAACUUACUGAGAAAAGUGACGUGUAUAGUUUUGGUGUCGUUCUCGCCGAACUGAUAAUAGGGGAGAAAACAAUUCAUGUUGAGAAACCAGAAGGGGGAUUUCCCCUUCUUGCUAAGCAGUUCAUCUUAACCUUGGAAAAGAAUUGCUGGCUUGAUAUUCUUGAAACUGGGAUUGUGAAUAAAGAAAAUGAAGACGAAUUCAUCCAAGUUGCUCUACUUGCAGCAAAGUGUUUUGAGACUUCAUGCAAAAGAAAGGCCUAG
Molecule: messenger RNA, 564 nt
Organism: Arachis stenosperma
Lineage: Eukaryota; Viridiplantae; Streptophyta; Magnoliopsida; Fabales; Fabaceae
Product: putative wall-associated receptor kinase-like 16
Exons: 2
Coding region: 1-564 (187 amino acids)
Biological process (GO): cell surface receptor signaling pathway; protein phosphorylation
Cellular component (GO): plasma membrane
Molecular function (GO): protein serine/threonine kinase activity; ATP binding
Source: RefSeq, a predicted model, not a curated record